AGCAGUAUGAAACGCGACAGGCGAGGUGUGGAGGUCAGCAGGACUCAUAUCUACUGCAGUCCAUGAAGACAAACUGGUGAUUCACUGCAGCAAAGAGCAACUGAGGUAUAAUGCAGUUUACACACAAAUCAUGAAGACUGAGAACCAGACUUCAAAAAUCUGACAACGCACAAGUGUCAAGGUGAAGGUGUAUGAACUCACCUGCUCUCCUCGAUGGCCCCCCACUGCUCCCGCUGCCCAUGCUGACCGCUGCUCACUGACCGCUGCUCACCUGCUGUGUGUCCUCGUGCCUCUCGCCCAAACCCAAAGCUGUGAGGAGACAGCGUUGUGUCUCGUGAGUCACGCAGCCGAAGACGAGCCGGAGAACGUCUUAUCUCUCAUCAGGUCAUGUGUAAAGCGAGGCUCUUAACGAGCUGUAGGUCACAUGACCCUCUCUGCUGGCUCUCACUGAGCAUGCUCAGUUCACUCACGGUGUUGUCAGGCAAAAGAGAAGACAGCAGUGGAACAGAGGAGAUCUGCGACAGAUAAACACAGACACAGACAGAGAGAGAGAGAGAGAGAGAGAGAGAGAGAGAGAGAGCAGGAGAGGGAUUCUGCUGUAUACUGGAUGGUCUGUGUGUGCCGUGUCUCUUGAUGUAUUGUGUUCUCCAUCCUCUGUGUGUCGUGUCGGAGGAGAAGCGUCCGUCUGAAGAAAGCUCAGAGCUGACGUCUCCUGUCGUCGCAGAGCGACUGUUGUUUUGCUGAAAUGGAUCAGAAAAGCUUCACCCUGUCAGAGAUGCGUCUGUGAACACCAGAGCCGAUGGAGGUCAAAGGUCAGGGCUGGACGGAUGAAGAAUCAGAUGGAGAGAAUGAACCGGAGCAGUUUGUGUACGGGAUUCAGGGGAGCUGUGCAGCUGACCUGUACCGUCACCCACAGCUGGACGCCGACAUCGAAGCCGUAAAAGACAUUUACACGGACAGCGCUGUGUCCAUCAGAGAGUACGGCUCCAUCGAUGACGUGGACAUCGACCUGCAGAUCAACAUCAGCUUCUUGGAUGAGGAGGUGGCGACCGCAUGGAAGGUGAUCCGAACCGAGCCCAUCGUCUUACGCCUUCGUUUCUCUCUUUCACAGUACCUGGAUGGACCAGAACCAUCUGUGGAGGUGUUUCAGCCAUCCACUAAAGAAGGCUUCAGUUUGGGUCUCCAGCUAAAGAAGAUCCUCAGUACGUUCACGUCGCAGCAGUGGAAGCACCUCAGUAAUGAGUUCCUCAAAGCCCAGCAGGAGAAGAGGCACAGCUGGUUCAAAGCCGGAGGAACCAUCAAGAAAUUCCGUGCAGGACUGAGCAUCUUCUCCCCGAUUCCCAAGUCUCCCAGUUUCCCCCUGAUCCAGGACUCGGUGUUGAAAGGCAAACUGAACGUGCCCGAGCUCAGAGUCCCCCGGCUCAUGAACCGCUCCGUCUCCUGUACCAUGAAGAACCCCAAGGGGGAGCUGUUUAGUUAUCCUCCGAACAGCCAGACUGUGGCUGUCCCGGCGGGCAGGGCCCCUGCGCAGAUUACCACCCGCCAGCUGAUUGAGUUGUUUUUCUCAUCCCAGGCGGGCGGACACUGCAAGAACAUCCCCACGCUGGAGUACGGCUUCCUCGUGCAGAUCAUGAAAUACUCUGAGCAGCGGAUCCCUACUCUGAACGAGUACUGCGUGGUGUGUGACGAGCAGCACGUCUUCCAGAACGGAUCCAUGCUGAAGCCUGCGGUCUGCACGAGAGAGCUGUGUGUGUUUUCCUUCUACACGCUGGGAGUGAUGUCCGGAGCGGCCGAGGAGGUGGCCACCGGCGCUGAGGUGGUGGAUCUGCUGGUGGCCAUGUGUCGCGCCGCUCUCGAGUCGCCGCGUAAAAGCAUCAUCUUUGAGCCGUAUCCGUCUGUGGUCGACCCCAGUGACCCCAAAACACUCGCCUUCAACCCGAAGAAGAAGAAUUAUGAGCGUCUGCAGAAAGCUCUAGACAGUGUGAUGUCUAUUCGGGAAAUGACACAGGGCUCAUAUCUGGAGAUUAAGAAGCAGAUGGAUAAACUGGAUCCUCUGGCUCAUCCGUUAUUGCAGUGGAUUAUAUCCAGUAAUCGCUCUCAUAUUGUGAAGCUGCCGCUCAGUAGGCAGCUGAAGUUCAUGCACACGUCUCAUCAGUUUCUGCUGCUGAGCAGCCCGCCAGCAAAAGAAGCUCGAUUUCGCACCGCAAAGAAACUCUACGGCAGCACCUUCGCCUUCCAUGGCUCGCAUAUUGAGAACUGGCACUCAGUUCUGAGAAAUGGACUGGUCAAUGCAUCUUAUACUAAACUGCAGCUGCAUGGAGCAGCGUACGGGAAGGGCAUCUAUCUGAGCCCCAUUUCCAGUAUUUCCUUUGGAUACUCAGGAAUGGGGAAGGGGCAGCAUCGCAUGCCCACUAAAGAUGAGUUAGUCCAGCGAUAUAAUCGAAUGAACACCAUGCCACAGAGUCGUCCCAUUCACUCACGCUUCCUCCAGAGCAGGAACUUAAACUGCAUCGCUCUCUGUGAAGUGAUCACGUCUAAAGACCUGCAGAAGCAUGGGAACAUCUGGGUGUGUCCGGUGUCUGACCACGUCUGCACACGCUUCUUCUUCGUGUACGAGGACGGUCAGGUGGGAGAUGCUAACAUUAACACACAGGAGCCUAAGAUCCAGAAGGAGAUCAUGCGUGUGAUCGGCACCCAGAUCUACUCCAGCUGAAGGAGGACUUUCCUGAGAGUGACACGUUUAAGGGAUAAGCCCCGCCCACAACCCUUCGACUUCCCACAGAGCCGCUGUCAAUCAAAACAGCCUGGCGCCUGAUUGGACGAGACGGUUGGCCAAUGAACACGCAGGAGCGUAAAGUCGCACCUGUUGCUCGUUUGAUCCUCUUCAUAGCAGUUCGAUGGAUCUAUACACAUACAAACAAGAACGUCGUUUAAAAAUGUUUAUUAUUGGAUGUAAAUGAUGAAUCUGUGUUUCGUAUCUUCUUCAUCUGUCUCCUCCGCUGCUCUUUCUGACUGAUGACAUUUAUUAAUAUCCCAGAUGUAUUUAUCUAGGAGUCUCCUGCUGGAAACAAUUUCCUGUCGUUUGUUGAUUUAUCGCCCGACAGAUCACGGAUGAGAGGACGUCGUUACUCACGUUUAGACUUUUCUCUUUUACGUGACGCCGUUUUGAUGCCGUCAUCAGGCUUUAUUUGCAUUCUCAGACAUUCCCAGGGCUUGUGGGUAAUUUUUCACAAACCCUGCAGAGGGAAGAUGUACAGCUGCAGUCAAACAUUUGGA
Messenger RNA from Carassius auratus (goldfish), 3276 nucleotides. Its product is annotated as poly [ADP-ribose] polymerase 6-like. Gene Ontology annotation, molecular function: NAD+ poly-ADP-ribosyltransferase activity. NCBI's taxonomy places the organism in Eukaryota, Metazoa, Chordata, Actinopteri, Cypriniformes, Cyprinidae. Bases 800 to 2713 code for a protein of 637 amino acids. The record is from RefSeq and is a predicted model, not a curated record. The transcript has 27 exons.